Messenger RNA from Syngnathus typhle (broad-nosed pipefish), 4844 nucleotides. RefSeq names its product ETS transcription factor ELK1 (gene elk1). The transcript has 11 exons. The coding region runs from base 900 to 2522 and encodes 540 amino acids. Gene Ontology annotation, biological process: cell differentiation; regulation of transcription by RNA polymerase II. Gene Ontology annotation, molecular function: sequence-specific DNA binding; DNA-binding transcription factor activity, RNA polymerase II-specific. NCBI's taxonomy places the organism in Eukaryota, Metazoa, Chordata, Actinopteri, Syngnathiformes, Syngnathidae. The record is from RefSeq and is a predicted model, not a curated record. Gene Ontology annotation, cellular component: nucleus.
ACUAGUGAGGAGGAAGCGUUCGUCCAAACCGGAAGUGGGAGAAAAACAAAAGCAAAUAGGCGAUCAAAUUCUUGUUUCUUCGUUGAUUUACACUCGAAAAUUGCACGUGCCGAUUUCGCUGACGACUUUUUGACGUUUCAAGGCAGAGUUGUCUGGCUUUUGGGGAUGAACUUAGUGGCAGCAGCCCCCGCAGUGGAGUGGCGUCGGCGGGCUGACGUACACCCGAGAGGCGUGGGGUUCUUUAGAGCUGUCACAAGAGCUAAGGCUAACGAGCUAGAUGACUUAGCACGAUAGGCUAACAAAACAAAUACACUCCACUCCAGGGAAGUUGAAUUUGGCUUGUCCGGACUCUUAAAAAACCCUUAACUUAACUUUGAAUAGACACCGCGAGAACCACCGGGGGCGGACGAGAUUUGAAAGUGGGCAGUUUAGCUUAGCACUUAGCAACGCGCAGAAGAAAACUACUCCAUCGGCGUCCUCGCAAAACGCACAAGUGGACAGACUCAGCACUUUAGACGUCUGUUAGAUUAAUAUUUAAGUGCGUAGAGGCACUAUUCUAUUUAGUUUUUUUAGGGGAGGCGGGGGGCUUGUUGUUUAUUAUCGAGCCUCUUGCUUUGUUUUGCUUUUUAAGUUUCUACAUUUGGAGGUUUGGUUGUUAGCAUGGAGGCUGCGGAUCCCGGCAGUGGCGCCUCGGAGCGGUUACGUAACAGCCGCAAGUCCGCCGAUAAGCUGCUGCUCUGACAGCCGCAAACACGGACACGCGUACACACAAAUACACACACUUGAGCAAACAAAUACGAGAGGGGCGGUGGGAAAGAAGAGGACCAACACAAAACAACAUGGAGGAUCUGUGAGACGGCUGGUGCACGCGUAACAACGAUAAGAACAAUUUGAGCAAGAUGGAUUCAAACCCGCUCAUCAACGCCAUGGACCCGUCUAUCACACUCUGGCAGUUCCUGCUCCAUCUGCUGGACGACCAGCGCCAGCGUCAUUUGAUUUCAUGGACCGGCGAGGACGGAGAGUUCAAGCUGCUAGAUGCCGAAGAAGUGGCUCGCCUGUGGGGCCUGCGCAAGAACAAACACAACAUGAACUACGACAAACUCAGCCGUGCGCUCAGAUACUACUAUGACAAGAAUAUCAUCAAGAAGGUGAGCGGACAGAAGUUUGUGUACAGGUUUGUGAGCCAGCCUGAUCCGUCCUUGCCGGACGGGACACACAAUCCCGAAGACAGCCAAAGACAGGACAACCCGGACGCCAAUAGCCAAACAAAAAGCUGCCCGUCCAAGAAUGUAGUACAGAAGUCAUCGCCCGGCAACUCGCAAAAGAGUUCUCGAAACGACUACAUGAAGUCGGGCCUGUACUCCACCUUCACCAUCCAAUCGCUGCAGGCCACGCCCAACCCUCGACCCGUCAAAGCUGAAGUGCUACUAGACCCUGUCCCCAAGCUGGACCGUGUGCCCAAAGAGGUUUCCCCUCCGUCAGUGCUUGCCGAUACAUCUCGUCAGGUGAUUGUCACGCAUCCUUCACCGUGUCCUACGCCUGUCGUCAGCCCCCAGACAGCUGCCAACACCCCCGGUCAUUCACAGAAUCCUCCAGGACUGCCUUUGAUCGACCAUCCCCAUAUUUACCUCACCAGUGUCAAGGACCCGUCCUCCCUAACGCCACUCCUUCCAUUGGCUCCUGUCGGGGGCUCGGUUAGUUCUGUCCAGCCGCCCCACGCGAUUGUGAGCCCCCAGACGCCACCGCAGGAUGACGGCGACGGAUUGGCCAAUGUUGUUGGCUUGCCACCCCACCCGACUCCCUCUCAGCCCGUCUUGGUCAUCAUCAACCCUCCUCCAUCGCAGCAACAGCGCGCCACCAUGACGUCCACACCUCCUUCCGUUGGGCCACCCAUAACGCGCCCGCCCCCACCACCCAUUGUCAUCAAGGAGGAGACCCUGCCGUCAGAGGAGGAGCUUCUGGAGAUGGUUGAGCUGGAGGAUAAACGGGUGGAAGAGGUUCCUCACAUUUGCAGCACGGGAGACCCUCAGACAAACCUCACCAUUGUUGAAGCUUUCCCCGUUCCCAGCACCCAGCCUCGGGAGGGGAGACCAGAGGGAGAAGGAAAAGACACACAAUCAGGGUCUGCGCCUGCAGUGACAUCAUCGAUCUCCAGUCCAGACGUCAUUCCUCCCAAACCGAAGAAGCCCAGAGGCUUGGAGCUACCCUCCCUCCCCCCAGGCCUCUCUCUGGAUAAGGUCAAUGCCGCCGUCAAUAGUUUGCUUGCACCCGGCUCAGCAACCAACACGCUGACGCCCACUGUCAUCACCUCGCACGCUCUGACUCCGGUCCUGUUGACUCCCAGUCCCCUCCCAUCCACCAUCCACUUUUGGAGUACGCUCAGUCCCAUCGCGCCUCGCUCGCCCGCCAAACUCUCCUUCCAGUUCCCGACAAACGGCAGUAACCAAAUCCACAUCCCGGCGCUGAGUGUGGACGGUCUCUCCACCCCUGUGGUUCUGUCACCCGGUCCCCAGAAGCCCUGAACGUUGCAUUUGCGCAUCAGAAGGCUGCUGUGUUAUUUGCGCCACUUGCCAAGAUGGCGGCAUCACCGUCGCCGUACCUUCUCCAGUUGGAGUGACCUACAGGAAGACGCAUCAGAUUUGUCCUGUUUCCAAAGAAGAGGAAAAGAUUUUUUGCCCCCAAAGAGCUAAAGCUCUGCCUUCUCAUUAAUAUUUAUGAGGAUGAGGCUUCCUUUUUUUCCUAUUUAUUCCCUGCUGGCCGACAUUGUCUUUUACCAACAAUGGAUGCUCAUGUCUUCAGUCUGAUUAUCAUUCUUUUUGGGGUGAGUUUUUGUUUCAGGCUAUGCCUUACUGGACAGCAUGAUAAAGAUGAUGAACAUGGCCCAUGGUUCAUUGCCCAGAGAUGUUUUUUGUUUUGGGUGCACCCGCAGACCUUCCUCGGUGCUGCCGGGUCUCGUCAGGACACUAUUCCUGACUUCAUUCCAUCUGCGGGCUUGUUGAGCACCUUCUACUGGAGGAUAGUUGCCACUGCACCUUCUUAAUGUCCCAAUUUCCUUGUUUACUGGUGGACAACUAGUAAUUUGAUGCACAAUGACAAUGUCUGUGAUGACCUUGAACAUAUCACAGAGGACAGAAGAACAUUAAGCGGUUGUUGUUUGUUUUUACGUUCCUAUGCUACCCAUGGGAACCCGACAUUGACUGUUGUUUACACACACGAACAGCUGGACUAUUUUGGACGCUGAGUGACACAGUGACUGUUUUUUCGGCCUUUUAGGCAAAUGGGUCAGUAAAUGAAAAACCCAUGGGUGCCGAGCAUCGAUCCCUGAGGCCUCUCUACAUGAUGAUUGGAUGUAAAAGAUGGAAAUCCUCUAAAUCACGGGUGGCCUACAUGACCAUUCCGUAGUUUAAUCAGACCCACCAAGCAUUUACAUUAUCAGGAGUCCUCCAAUAUUUGUUGCAUUAAGUUAUCUGCAUUUUCUCCCAAAGUUAGUGAUUUAAAACAUAUUUAGUAUUUUUUUCUAUCUAUCUCACUGAAUAAUGUAAUAUAUAUUUUUAAUCAUCAAAGAAAUUCAAUUCAAAUAAUUGGGCGAAUAAUUAGAAUUUACAAUAAACAAUAAUGGUUUAUUGGUUAAUUUUAAUCAAGUCCAAUAUAAAUUAUGCAAUUAGGAACAAUGAAAAUGACUUUCCCUUUUAGUUUACUCAUCUGAACUGGCCUGUGCGUUCAUUUUAGAAAUCAAAUACAAAAGUUUGCUCAACCUUGCUUGAAAGCUCGUGCAUCCUCGUCACAAAAAUGAAGCCGCCAAAGAUGUCCAAUUAGAGCCAAGUGAAGUUUACUCCUGGGUUAGAAAACCCCCGUCUGUGAGACAACGGUACCGUUUCCCAGUCUCCUGAACGCAGCACUAAGCCAUCGCGUUCGACUGUUCUAUUUUUCUAGCAGAGAGAGCCGCUGCUUUAUUUUGUCUAUUGAAGAGAACAAGAAUGCCCCAAAAAAGCCUUAAAGACUUUGCCAGUGACGCAGAUGUGAUGUUUUUCUCUCUCUCUCUCGCUCUCUAUCUUGCUCUCUAUCUCUCUAUCUCUCUAGUGGGCAUGGCCUACACUAAGCCAUUCAUGACAGAACAUUUUGGAUGAACUUUUCUUUUCACCAGCAGAACAGGAAGAAUGUUUUUAUAUUGAUGACGUCACUUGGGAGCCUCUGCAAGAUUGGCUGUUUAGGUCUCAAUACAGCUGUAAGGAGUGGCGCUACACCCGGGGUUAAGGGGACUUAAAGCCCCGUCAGAUAUUUGUGUAGCCCCAGUUAAGCCCCUUCAGCAUUUUAUUUUAUACUGUAAAAUAUAUUAAUCAAUUAUUUUCUCAGCCACCUCGGUCCUGGUCAAGAACCCUGUAAGUCCCAGGAGAAAAAAAAAUCCUGGCGCUGUCUUUGAUGAUUGGUGGAGGUGCUUUUAGAAUAAGAGCUUUCCUCCAGUCUUUUGUGUGCUAAGAUAAACGUAGCAUAGCUACGAUGAGAUGGGGGUGGGGGGUUGUUGUGGAACAGUAUAUAAAUGUGUCAAAUCCUCUUUGGCCCCGCUCUUCCUUUUUAGUGAGUUUAGUGAUGUCAAAGAGGGGCAGGGAAAGAGGGAUUUUAUUUUUCUGAUGCGUAUUCAUAUUUACUGGAAAUAUAAAGAAGACAAAUUGUUUUUUAUGGGUCGUAUUUCCCCCCCCCCCCCCCCUUAUGUUUGUUAAUUUACAGAUGUCUGUUUUUCUAUGACAUGUACAGUACUGUAUUAUAUGCAUACACACACACACACACACACACAUACAAUGCAAAUUUAUGGGGUGAAGUGUAAUUAAAGUGUCCCAUUCAAACUG